AUGCCAAAUCCACAAGCCACUGUAGAAGCACUUGGCCGAAGUAUAUCAUGUAGUUGGGAUAUGAAAGCAUUUGAUAUGUUAGCAACUGUUGAAACAUUAAAACGAGUAUCAAAACGAAGAUCGACUCUUUGGCCAUUUAAUGCAGUACUACAAUUAACACAAGAUUUAACACGAAUUCAUAAUGUUGAUGAACAUGCAUCAUGGUCCGAAGAAUGA
Molecule: messenger RNA, 216 nt
Organism: Rotaria socialis
Lineage: Eukaryota; Metazoa; Rotifera; Eurotatoria; Philodinida; Philodinidae
Source: the annotation of a GenBank genome assembly